AUGGAUGCUUUUCGGGGGAUUUUAAAAUUCUUCCUCAACCAGAAAACUGUUAUCGGCUACAGCUUCAUGGCUCUGCUGACCGUGGGGAGUGAGCGUCUCUUUUCCCUGGUGGCUUUUAAGUGUCCCUGCAGCACCGAGAAUGUGGUCUAUGGGCUGGUUUUCCUCUUUGCUCCUGCUUGGGUGUUACUGAUCCUGGGAUUCUUCCUGAACGGCAAGUCUUGGAGGCUCUUCACAGGCUGCUGUGUGAAUCCCAGGAAAAUCUUCCCCAAAGGCCACAGUUGCCGCUUUUUCUAUGUCCUCGGUCAGAUCACUCUGAGUUCAUUGGUGGCUCCGAUGAUGUGGCUUUCUGUGGCUCUGCUCAAUGGAACUUUUUAUGAAUGUGCCAUGAGCGGGACCAAAAGUUCAAGACUCUUGGGACUGAUUUGCAAGGGCAAGCCCCAAGAGUGCUGGGAUGAACUUUACAAAGUCUCUUGUGGCAAAACCAGCAUGACACCCGCGGACAAUGAAGAAGUGAAGCUGUCCCUUCAAGCCCAGUCUCAGAUUCUAGGAUGGUGCCUGAUUUGUUCAGCAUCUUUCUUCUCUCUGCUCACCACAUGUUACGCUCGCUGCCGAUCUAAAGUUAGCUACCUUCAGCUGAGUUUUUGGAAGACGUACGCACAAAAGGAGAAGGAGCAGUUGGAAAAUACAUUCCUGGAGUAUGCCAACAAGCUGAGUGAGAGAAACCUGAAAUGCUUUUUUGAAAACAAGAGGCCAGAAGUCUUCCCCAUGCCCACCUUUGCAGCCUGGGAGGCGGCUUCUGAGCUCCAUUCUUUUCACCAAAGCCAGCAACAUUACAGCACCCUGCAUAGGGUGGUGGAGGACGGUCUGGAACUGAGCCCCGAGGAUGAUGAGACCACAAUGGUACUUGUGGGUACUGCCCACAGUGUGUAG
Molecule: messenger RNA, 930 nt
Organism: Callorhinus ursinus (northern fur seal)
Lineage: Eukaryota; Metazoa; Chordata; Mammalia; Carnivora; Otariidae
Gene: CALHM5
Product: calcium homeostasis modulator family member 5
Cellular component (GO): plasma membrane
Molecular function (GO): monoatomic cation channel activity
Source: RefSeq, a predicted model, not a curated record